This is a messenger RNA of Drosophila willistoni, 1829 nucleotides long. RefSeq names its product probable cytochrome P450 312a1 (gene Cyp312a1). Bases 206 to 1747 code for a protein of 513 amino acids. Gene Ontology annotation, molecular function: monooxygenase activity; heme binding; iron ion binding. The transcript has 3 exons. NCBI's taxonomy places the organism in Eukaryota, Metazoa, Arthropoda, Insecta, Diptera, Drosophilidae. The record is from RefSeq and is a predicted model, not a curated record.
AUUUUUCUUGUGUGUGUUCUCGAGUGAUUUUAUGAUUAGAUCUUUGUGGGCACAGUGCUGAUCCCCGGGCUAAUGACCCAGACCCAGAUAAUAAUAACAUCAAAUAAUACCGGCGUGCCCAGCCGGUACAAAAACGAACAUCUCGCUUAAAAUGCUAAAUGCAUCAACGGACUGAAAUUAGUUGGUCUUUAGAUUUGCAAGCAUAAUGUACUACAUGUCAAUUGUGUUCGGUUUAAUUGCUUUAGCUAUCGGUUUAUAUUUGUUCUAUGUAUAUGAUUAUCAGAGAAGGAUUAAUCGGUUGACACACAAUUGGCCAGGACCGCCAUCAUUGCCCAUUAUUGGACAUUUGCAUAUAUUGGCCAAAUUGGUCGGUGGUCCACGACCAUUUAAACGGGCCACUGAGCUAGUCAAUUGCUAUUUGAAGGAUCAUCGUGGCAAAUUGUGGUUGGGCACACGACUCUAUUUACUUGAUUGUAAUCCCAAGGAUAUUCAAGCGCUAUGCAGUGCCCAGCAAUUGUUGCAAAAAACUAAGGAUUAUUCCAUGUUUGAGAACUGGUUGUGUUCUGGAAUCUUUACAAGUGAUGUAGAGAAAUGGACACAACGUCGUAAGAUGCUAACGCCGGCAUUUAAUUAUGGCAUGAUAAAACAAUUUGUGAAUAUAUUUGAGCGUCAGGCACGCAUUUUAUUGCCACGAUUCGCUGCAUUGGCAGAGAGUGGCGAACCAGUGGAUUUCUUUCAGCUAGUCAGCUGUUAUACAUUAGAUACCAUAUGUGAGACGGCAUUGGGUGUUUCGGUCAAUGCGCAAUCGGGCAAGAAAUCGGAUUAUUUUGAUGCUGUCAGAGAAAUUUUGCACAUUAUCGAUUAUCGCUUGAAGAAUAUCUUUUAUCGGAAUUCUUUUAUCUAUAGUUGCACCAAACUGUUUCAACGUGAGCGGAAAGUAUUGAAAAUUCUUCAUGGCUUUACAGAAGGCAUAAUAAAUGAACGCUUGGAGCAAAUUCAAUCGGAUGCGAUUAAUCGGAAUAAUAGUAGCAUUGAAAAUGCUGAAACCGGAGGAAAGCAACCAUUGAGUUUUCUUGAUACUUUAUUACAAGCAACCACACCAGAUGGACGACCAUUAAAAGUACAGGAUAUACGCGAAGAGGUUGAUACCAUUAUCUAUGGGGGUUUCGAUCUAACUGCUGCAACAUUAAAGUUCUUUAUGUAUAGCAUGACCAUGCAUAUGGAAUAUCAAAAAUUGUGCCGUGAAGAGGUCUGGCAGAUAUGUGGUAAAAACAAAGAUGAUCCAAUUACUAUGGAACAAGUGCGUCAAUUGGAUUAUAUGGAAAUGUGCCUGAAGGAGACUUUACGCAUGUAUCCAUCGGGACCAAUCACGGCACGACGAGCCACAGCUGAUUGUCAAAUUAAUGAGUUCCUGAUACCCAAAGGCAGCGAUGUAAUUAUCUCACCCAUGUAUAUGGGACGAUGUAAGGAUUUCUUUCCCGACCCUUUGGUCUUCAAGCCAGAACGAUGGGCACGUGAUGCCCAACCUAAAAUCGAAGCUUCAACAUUUAUACCAUUUAUGUCCGGAGCACGUAGCUGUGUGGGUCAACGUUAUGCCAUGGUCAUGAUGAAACUAGUGUUGGCUCAUUUAUUGAGAAACUUUCUAUUUGAACCAAUUGGUGAGAAGCAGGAAAAGGCGAGACUUAUAUUUAUAAUUACUUUGCAUACGUCUUCGCCUUACUAUUGUCGGGUCAAGGCAAUUGAGUAGACAUAUUGUGAUGGAUGAGGAAAAAAACGCAUCGAUGAUUUGAUCGUUUGGGGCUAAUAAACAUUAAGUUUGUAUAUAUGUA